Pieris napi is the source of this 1490-nucleotide messenger RNA. RefSeq lists its product as uncharacterized. Gene Ontology annotation, molecular function: DNA binding. Lineage: Eukaryota; Metazoa; Arthropoda; Insecta; Lepidoptera; Pieridae. Bases 174 to 1037 code for a protein of 287 amino acids. The transcript is spliced from 2 exons. The record is from RefSeq and is a predicted model, not a curated record. Gene Ontology annotation, biological process: regulation of transcription by RNA polymerase II. Gene Ontology annotation, cellular component: nucleus; transcription regulator complex.
CGCGGUGUCCUGCGUAAGCGACGAAUACUACGCGACGCGACGCUGUGAACGCGACCAACACAUUCAAAUCAACGGCAUACCCUACUUACGGCCUAUGUGACAGUCUGCGGCGAGACGCGACGUCACGCGGACUUGUUUUGAGGGCGACCAGACGCGACACCACGAACUACGAAAUGGUUGAUUCUGAAGCGUUGAUCGCCGCAGUGCGUGAGCAAAGAUUGUUGUGGGACAAAAAACAUAAACAUUAUAGGAAUCGUUUAUUAGUACAAAAAAGUUGGAAGAAUGUUGCCGAAGCAGUAGAAUGCACGGCUGAUGGUGUAAAAAAGAAGUGGAAGAAUUUAAGAGAUUCCUAUAGCAGAGAGCUUAAAAAAGUAAAAAAGCCAAGAUCGGGUUCAGAUGCAGAUCAAAAUGGUCAAUAUCAAGGCGAUUGGCCACAUUUUGAAUCAAUGCAAUUUUUAAAAACCAUUUUGAAACCUCGUAAAACUACUAGUAAUAUUAAAAAUACAAUUUUAGAUGAAAGCGACAUUAUCGAUGAUAAUACAAUGAUGUCUAUUCUUUCUGACCAAACAUCAUACAAUACACAAACCGAUAAAUCGCAAUUCAAUACAGAUGAUACCAAUUUGGCAACAAUUUAUGGCCUUACGACUGAUGCUGCAACUGCACAAAAUGCUAUUUCGCCACAGAUACGAUAUGAUACCUCGACACCUGGACCGUCGCAUACCCCAUCCCGAGCUUUUGGAACGAUAGCUAAACAAAAGAUACAAGAAGGUGCAGCAAAAAGUAUUGAAGAAAUGUUAAUAACACUCGAACGAGAAAAAAUAGACCUAAUGAAAAAAGAUUUAAAUCAAGACGACGACGACUUGAACUGGUUCAAGUCUAUAAUGCCGUAUAUGAAAAAACUACCAUCUCUGAAUAAAUUAUUAUUUCGGACUCAGGUUCAGGAGAUGCUCAUCAACGAAAUAUCAAAACUGAACACCCCAUCAAACACAGAAUCUUCAAUGAUGGGUGACUUCACUUCUGGUGAUUCAAUUCAGUGAUAAUUUCAUAAUAAUUAAAAUAUUUUCAAUAAUAUAAAAUUAUGUAGUCUCAUUUCUAUGUACUCACCGCAAUGCCAAGAGUAAUCUUUCUUCAAUAGAAAUAGGAUUUUGAAAAUUUGUUGUUUUUAAUUGAAAUUCAGACUUAAUAUUAGCAAUAAUGUAAUCGAAAGUAGACGGUAACACUCCACAAUAUUGUUUAAACAUUUUAGAAUCGUUUCUUAAUUUUGGAUAUAAAUGAUGGAACUCGCCAAAUGUGUUUCUUUGUAAAAAUAUUAUAUUUGUUUUUUUUCUGUGCUUUUUACGAUAUUUUUUUAAAAGUCUAUAUUUUAAGUAUGAACUUUCGAGCAAAAUUGUACUGUACUUCUCCAUGAUUCGAGAAGUAAUGACCAAAUUACGUAGGACAUUUGUCGCGUGUAGCAUCGCGUCGCAUUACGUCGCGUCGUGUCGCGUCGC